Molecule: messenger RNA, 672 nt
Organism: Pyrenophora tritici-repentis Pt-1C-BFP
Lineage: Eukaryota; Fungi; Ascomycota; Dothideomycetes; Pleosporales; Pleosporaceae
Source: RefSeq, a predicted model, not a curated record
AUGGUUCAGGAGCCUCGAGCCCCGGUGAAGACCCGUCAUUCGACCAUUCGACCAAAAGCGGGUGAGACCGAGCUGGAGCUUUCCCUAGGCGUGCCGGGUCCCGGUCGUGCUGAUGCUGAGGCCCGGGGUCGCGAUUUGUUGUGUGCCUGUGCUGGACGUGUGUCGAGUCGAGAGGAGCGAGUCCAGCGGCCGCCUGCACAACCUCCGCCCGGUGCUAUGCCGUCCUGCCGUUCUACCGUCGCGGCCGCAACUGAUCCACCAGCAAAUGACAUGGGCGGCUCCAGACCUUUGGCGCCUAGAGCGAACAAGACCAAAAACAGCAAGCGAGCUGUCUUCAUCAGUAAACCUGGAGAAGAUCACGCACACAGGCUGCCACGCGCUGUCCUAGCUGUUGGUGAAACCAUCCACUAUCGCGCGAACCCGUCUGUGGGCGCGCCUCCCACGAAAACUGAGAAUCGAGCUACCGUCGACCCAUUGUGCCGUCGGACAUCGGACCAAUCCUUCCUGUACCUUGUUCGGAUUAACCAUUUCAUGCAUUCAACAACUGCGCCACAUGCACGACACGCAUCUCUCCACAAGCCUCCCGUAGCUCCCUUAGGCCUUGCGGCGGCGGCGUCGCCGGUUGCAGGACUGGCUAGCAACCGCGACCAGGUGGCCGCUGUCACUACUUAA